AAUUUACAGUAAAAUAUAUAUUUUAGCGGAGGAAUCAAGAAUGUGAUUAUGAAGAAACCCUUAUCGAGUUUAAGACGAUUUAUGUAACGUAUUCUUUAAGGUUAUACCAAUCUAUUGGAGUAAAUUGGAAUGUACAACUCGUUUUUUUGUUUUUUAUUUUUUAUUUUUUUAAAUGGGUCAGUGACGUCUAGUUUUCGUAAUAAAAUAAAAUAAUGACAACAUCCAAUUUCGAAUUAAUAAAACUCGUACUGGUUGGAUUUCUGUGGGGUACGACCAAUGUUUUCCUCAGAACAGGUUCCAAAGGAGUGGAGAAUGUCAAAGGAGACAAUAACGUAUCAAAGACGAUAAACGAAAUUGUAUUUUUAGUAACGAAUCUUAAGUACAUCGUACCGUUCCUGCUAAACCAGUUGGGAUCGCUCUUGUAUUUCGUUACACUGCAGAGUUCAAAUUUGACUCUGGUCGUGCCAUUCGUGAACUCUUUGACUUUCGCCGUUACGGCAAUCACCGGAUGGGCUUUCAAUGAGAAAAUGCCAGAUAAGAAUUCGUUAUUCGGAUUGGCCCUGGUAACGCUUGGAAUCGCCUGUUUUACCAUCAAUUCUGUCAAUUGAAAAAUUAAUCAAAAUAUUGUUCCUAUAUAUAGACAAAAAAAAAGCAUUGUAUUGUUUUGUUUUUUUGGUUGUUUAUUUGUUGCCAUGAAACAGCUGAAGUUUCAAUAAUUGUUCUAGAACAGUUUGGAUGUUUGGAUUCAUAUUUAACUUUUGAUUAUUGGAGUUAUACAUUAUUUUAAAGGUAACUUUUUUCUUAAUUUAAGCUACGUAUAGAUGUAUUGUAAGAAUUAUACAAAUGACUUUUGUAUUUAUAGUUAUAAUUUUUUUUUUAAAUAUAUUUGCCCUUUAAAAAGCAAAAUGUUCCUUUUGCACAUCUAUCUUAAGGGCAAAACAACCCUUUAUGAAUCUUGGCCUCUCAAUAAGAUUAUGUGUUG
Messenger RNA from Cimex lectularius (bed bug), 982 nucleotides. Its product is annotated as transmembrane protein 234 homolog. The record is from RefSeq and is a predicted model, not a curated record. Bases 213 to 608 code for a protein of 131 amino acids. NCBI's taxonomy places the organism in Eukaryota, Metazoa, Arthropoda, Insecta, Hemiptera, Cimicidae. The transcript is spliced from 5 exons.